Miscanthus lutarioriparius is the source of this 882-nucleotide messenger RNA. Lineage: Eukaryota; Viridiplantae; Streptophyta; Magnoliopsida; Poales; Poaceae. The record is from the annotation of a GenBank genome assembly.
AUGGACGAAAGGAUUCCGCCGCCGUCCCUCUUGCAAUAUUCGCAGUCCCCUGUUCAUUCUUCCCCUCAUCCCCUCAAUUCUAUGAGGUAUUCUUCCUCUGAUAGAGAAAGAUAUCUGGCUGAGUUGCUUGCAGAGAGGCAGAAAUUGGCCCCAUUUGUGCAAGUUCUUCCUUUCUGUACCAGGCUCUUGAACCAAGAGAUUUUGCGUGCAUCUUCUAUGGCGCCUAACCAUAAUUUUGUUGAUCCUGAGAGAAUUGAUCAUGGUAGCCCAUUAAGGUUACCUGGCCACCCAGUGAAUGGUCAGCCAAUGGAUCUGGAGGGCUGGUCAGGGAUGCAAACAGAGGCUUCUCAACAUAUGGGGGUUCUACAAGCAUCAUCAAUGGGCUGGAAUGGUGCUCCUGUACUUGCUGCCACUCCUAUUGUCAAGAAAGUCAUGAGGCUGGAUGUUCCGGUGGACAAGUAUCCUAACUACAACUUUGUUGGUCGUUUAUUGGGGCCGCGAGGUAACUCCCUGAAAAGAGUUGAAGCUUCAACCCAAUGUAGAGUUUACAUUCGAGGACGUGGUUCGGUGAAAGACUCUGUUAAGGAAGACAAGCUGAGGGAUAAACCUGGGUAUGAACACCUUAAUGAACAACUGCAUGUGCUUGUGGAAGCAGAGUUUCCAGUAGAUAUGGUUGAUGCGCGCCUAAAUCAAGCUAUCUCCAUCCUAGAGGAUCUUCUUAAGCCAAUUGACGAGUCCAUGGACUACUACAAGCAGCAGCAGCUGAGGGAGCUGGCAAUUCUAAAUGGCACACUGAGAGAGGAAAGUCCAAGCCCUCUCCUCAGCCCUAGUGUGUCCCCCUUCAACUCCACUGGGAUGAAGCGCGCAAAAACAGGGCGGUAA